CGCUUUCUCCGCUAUUUGUUUAGUUUAUAUAACCGCAACAAAUUCGUUUAUUUUUAUACUCUUCAGAGACCGACAUUUAUACAAUUGGGUGGUUUUAUGAACGUAUUAAUUCGACAACCCACGCAAAGCAAGCCUCUAUUAAUUGCAUUCGAUUUGACUUUCACCAAAAAUAAGCAAAUAAAGCUCGUUUUGGAUAAGGCCCAUAAAUAGUUGGGAUUCGUUGACAUAAUCCAAGCAAUUCGAAGUGUGUUUAUGUAAUCGGGAAUCCAUAUAAAGUCCGUAUGCAAAGCGGAUUAAAGACAGUUGUUGAUAGUCUCUUGUGAAUACAUUUGUCCACUUUAUAAGAAAAUGCUUGGGAUAAGAGUGCUUGUGGCGUAUAAUAUACUUUUAUAUGGAAGUUUCCAUGGCGAGUGUGCUGCCAUACACAACGAUAAUACAUUCAAUUCAACAGAUGAAGCUACAAAAAACUUCCUUAUUGAAGCUCAAUCGAUUGGGAGAAUCGUCAACCGCUCAAGUCAGAAAGAAAGUAAUCAAAAUAUCCUGACACCGCCAAGUUAUAUAGGUGAUAUAACUCGCACAUCAAGUGCUGAUCAAGGAAACCCCUGUCCCCUUGAUUUACCCCACAUGAAUGCUGCUCCAGAGCCGCAGAUCAAUGGAAACCCAUCAGCCACGCACAUAAAGUAUGGAUCACAAAUAAACACACAUUCCACAUACUCAGCAGAUUUUCAAUUGCAAAUACAAAACCCACGACCAGUUCAGCACAUACAUUACCAUUACAUUGUGCCCAAUACGACACCAAAACCGACCAUAAGUUAUGUGGCUCCAUCUCAAUUGAAUCUCAACGCCCACAAUGCAAAUUCAGAAGGUCAAGCAUACUCGUCAAUCGACCCUCGGCCAUCACAUAUCGUUGGAAACAAUCUGCAGCAUAGCAUCAAUCUAGAAGUUGUGCCAGUCAACCCUUUAUACUCAGCGGUGGACAAUAGUGGAUUCCUUUACGAUUCCCCGGAUGAGCACCAGGGUCAGGCGUCUGAGAAUACAUCGAUGUACGAAUUCAGAGAUCCUGGCGAGACUUUGAAGGAUGAACUCCAAGGGGCGGAGGCUUUACUGAAAACCAGUUCGGAGAUUGCCAUAAACCCGCCAAUUUCAAACCAUCCAGUGGACGUAGUUAGCCCAAUUCCGAAUCAGACGGAAGUUUACUUUAUUAAGUACUACGAUGACGUUAACAAAACGACUACUUCACCUGAAUCCCAGACCAAAGGUGAUACUUCAAGUGAGGUUUCAGACGGCAGUGGCUUAAUAGACAUUAGGUUAGGCGCUUCUGAAGUUCUGGAUAGUCAAAUAGAGACUACCACUCCAUACAAUGAAUACUCAGCAUACAACGUUCCACUGAAUUGA
Molecule: messenger RNA, 1395 nt
Organism: Drosophila yakuba
Lineage: Eukaryota; Metazoa; Arthropoda; Insecta; Diptera; Drosophilidae
Exons: 1
Coding region: 349-1395 (348 amino acids)
Source: RefSeq, a predicted model, not a curated record